Trichomonas vaginalis G3 is the source of this 219-nucleotide messenger RNA. RefSeq lists its product as uncharacterized. The coding region runs from base 1 to 219 and encodes 72 amino acids. The record is from RefSeq and is a predicted model, not a curated record. Lineage: Eukaryota; Parabasalia; Trichomonadida; Trichomonadidae. The transcript has a single exon.
AUGGAAGAUGUUUUUAUUGAGCAAAGAUUAAAAGCAUCAAAAGCCCAAAUGGAAGAUGACUUGUUGAAACAAUUAAUGAAACCAAAGUUCUUCCAAUCAAUUUUGCUUUUUGGAAACGAAGAUCAAAAUCCAGAAGGAAAUUCUGCAGAUGCAGAAUACAUUUCGAUACUCAGAGAACGACAGAAAAUGCUACAAUCCUAUAUUCCUGCUCCAGAAUAG